AAAUAAUACCGUUAAUUUAUAAUGUAUUUAUUAAAGAUAGCGCCACUGUAAAACAAGUAUAAAAAUUGGUUGUUGGUAUCGCCGUUGUUCCCGCUUAUGUCGCUUGGUUAUUUUCCCCACUGACACUGCUACUCAGCACGCCAGUUUGCCACUGACAGUUCAAGACGUCAGUUGGAAAAUAUAUACACACAACACUUUAUUUAUAAAUAUACAUAUAUAAUAUAAAAAAAAAAAAACCUUACAACAACGCCCACUGAAUAACAAACGCCGCGUGGCCGGCCCUGUCAAAACUACUCCAAUUGAAAAAAAUUAAUUUCAUUAUUAAAAAACAAUAAAAUUAAUUUAAUUUUUUACAUUUUAACACUAGUGUUUUUGUGCUUUAUCGAUUUGACAUUAUGUUUAUAUAAUUUUUUUUUUCGUACCUCCCCAUCAACCCCAACAAAACUCAACGCAGUGAAUCGUCUAUUUUUUUUUUUUUUUUAUUUCUAAUUAUUAUUAUUUUGUCAGUUAUAUAAGUGUUAAAAAAAUAUUUUUAUUAUUUCUUAUAUAAAGUGUUUGAUUAAAAAAAAAUAAUGAAAAAUGAAUUUAUUAUUAAUAAAUCAGCUGUUAGUCAAUUUAACCAGAAGAUAAUUUUUAUUUUGAAAUAAAUUUGCCUCUAUUGAAUCUCAUUAUUCGUUAAAUUAAAUUAUUUUUUUAAAAUAUUGUUUAAUCUGUUGUUUAUAAUAAAAAAAAAAAAUAUGUCGGAAACAAGUGAAGAUAAUUUUUCAACGUCAAAUUAUAAUAUGGAAAGUGUUAUUUAUGAUAAAUUAAAUAUUAAAAAACAAUCAAAUAAUUUAGAUAUACUUAUUGGGUUAGGUAAAUGUGGUGGACGUGUUGGUGAUUCAAUUGAUGUAUAUUCACGUUGUGUAAAUGAUACAUCAUUGAUACCAGAACGUUUAAAAUAUCUUGUGACAGCAUUACUUGAUGAUUUAUCAAGUUUAACAAUAAAUAAACGUAAUUAUGAUGUUAAAUUUUCAUGUCCAUCAUGUGAAGGUACACUUUAUCAGCCAAUAACAAUAUCAUGUGGUCAUACAUACUGUAAAAAUUGUUUAGAUAUGUGUAAAUUUUGUUGUUUAUGUGGUAUUAAAAUAUGUAAUAUUGGUGAAAUAAAUGUAUUGAUAAAACGACUUGUUGAAAAGUGGUGGCCAAAAGAAGCUGAAGCUAGUAAAGCCAGACAUGAAGGUGAUGAUUUAUUAAAAAAUGGACAUUUUUUACAAGCACUUGAACAUUAUAAUAUUGCUGUUAAAUUUGCACCAAAUAGUCCACUUCAUCUUAGCAAUCGUUCACACGCACUACUUUUGCUCAACCGAACACAAGCAUCAUUGAAUGACGCCGAUCAUGCUGUCAGACUUAGGCCUGAUUGGGGAAAGGGUCAUUAUAGACGAGGUGUUGCAUUGUCAGCAUUGGGAAGACAUGAGGAAGCAUUUUUUGCACUUUGUACAAGUGUUGCCAUUGAUAAAAAUCCACAAAAUAUAAGACAUGAAAUAACCAGGGUAUUACAUCGUGUAUUAUCACCGACAUAUCGGAGACAUGGAACAACAACAAAAAGUCCAUACAAUGUACUUGAGAGCAAUGCCCGAACGAGACGUAAUCGUCAUCAGCAUCAUCAUCAUCAUCAUAAUUAUGAACACAACAACAGGGACAACAACAAUAACAACAACAACAAUAUAUUUAGACCUUUAUCAAGUCUAAAUAAUCGUCAUCGUCGAAUGGUUCUUAAUUCAUCAGACUGUGAAGACAAUAGCAGUGGUGAAGAAGAAUUUACACAGGCAAUAUGUCGAAGGUUACUUACGAAUAAUAUGUCACAAACCAAUGUCAAAUUACAAACUACCUUCAAUAGAGUUUAUCAAGAAAUUGAUAAAUUAAAAAGAGUUGAUGGAUUACCAGCUGAAAUAUUAUUACCACCAUUAUCAAGUGAAGUAAAUCUCAAUGAAUUAGACUGUAUAUUGUGUUGUCGUUUACUAUGGAAACCAGUUACAACACCAUGUGGUCAUACUUACUGCUGGAUGUGUUUGGAUCGUUGUUUAGAUUAUUCAUCAGCUUGUCCAUUAUGUGUUACAUCACUUUCAAAUUAUUUAGCUAGUAAUCAAAAAACAGUUACUGAUUUUAUUGAUAAAGCAUUGAUGGCUAUUUCACCAACGGAGUAUACAUCAAGAGCAUCAACUUAUCGUCUUGAAAUAAUAAAAGAUCUUGGUAUAUUGGGUAAUCAACAUAUUGCUGUGUUUAUAUGUACAACAGCAUUUCCAUAUGUUGCUUGUCCAUUAUUUGUUUUUGAACCAAGAUACAGACUCAUGGUAAGACGAUGUCUUGAAAGUGGUCUUAGACGUUUUGGCAUUGCUGCUUGUGUCAAUAGAGAAGCUAAUAGUAAUAAAAGAUAUGCUGAAUAUGGUACUAUAUUGGAAAUAAAAGAUCGUGUUUUAAUGAAAGAUGGAUGUAGUAUUCUCAGUACAGUUGGUAUACGAAGAUUUAGAGUAAUUUCUGGUGAUGAAAGAGAUGGUUAUGACACUGCUGAAGUAGAACUUUUACGUGAUUCACCAAUACAACAUGAUAAUAUACAAAAUAUAUGCCAGUUACAUGACAAGGUAUGGUCAAAAGCACAAAAAUGGUGGACAACAGUAUCAAUUAAUCAACAAUUUGAAAUACAACGUGUGUUUGGUAAAAUGCCAAUACCAGAAGAUGAUUGGUAUAAUUUACCAGAUGGUCCAUCAUGGACAUGGUGGAUACUGGCAAUAUUACCAUUAGGACCACAAUUACAAAUUGGUAUAUUAGGAACCAAAAGUAUAGAAAAACGUUUAAGAGCUAUUGAAAAAACUCUUAAUCAUAUGGAAAAGAGACAAAUAACAAUUACAACACCACCAGCUGAAGAUGAUACUUCAACAUUAAGUAGUAUUUGUCAUGAUGGUAAUGACAUUACCAAUUCCACUGCUACAGUUGUACAACAUUCUUGAGUCUAAUAAUAUUAUAUAUAUUUUUUUAAAUUAUUUUCUAUACAACAACUACUACUAUUUUAUAUUUAUUAUAUUAUUAAUGAUUCAGUGAUUUUUUUUUUAUUUUUUUCAUUUCUAUUUUUUUUUUCGAUGUUGAUACCAUACAUUCGUCAAAUCUUUGUAUAUCAGAGUUAUCAGACUGAAAAAAAUAGUUAGCUCAAUGGUUUUUUAAUCAAUUCAUAACAAUUUAUUUAUGUAUUUACACUUUUUUUUUAACUACAUCUAAUUUUUAAUGACAUCUAGAAGUUUGUUUUGUCGAUAUUUAAAGAUUUUCUUUUAUUUUUUUUUAUCUAUCAUUAGCAUAUAAUCAGGAAAAUAAGUUGAGUUUUCCACUGUUUAUAUAAAUAAUAUAUAUUUAUUUUAGCUAAAUUAAUUAUCAAUCGAAACGUCUUUCUCUUUUUUAAUUAGAAUAGAAAUUAUGAAUGUUUUAAAAAUAAUAAAAAAAAGUCAAAUUUAUAAUUCAUUGAUGAUAAAGUGUAAAUAAUCAUAUAGUCACUGGAAUGGUACAAAUUUUUUUGAAACAUAUCUGUUUAUGAAUUUGAUUUUUCCUUUUUUUUUAAAUAUUUUUCAUAUCGUUUUUUUUCUACAUGAUUUUCGAUUUGACGUUUCGAAAUUAGUACUACUUUUUCUUGCUAAUCAAUUUACGCAAAUCUGUUCUUCCACAAUAACAUAUUUACGUCGUCAUUGAUAUAUUAAAUCUAUUUAUUAAUAUUUAUAUGUAUACACACAUGUCUAUGUAUACAAUUUUUAAAAAAAUUAAGCUUGAACAAUUAAUAAAUUAAUGGGCAAUGAUUGUUGUGAAAAAAAUAUAUUUAAUUUAAAGCUAGGAAAGAGAAAAAAAAAAAAACAAUGAAAGUUAAAUUAAAGAAAGAAAAAUUAUUUAAUACUAAAUUUUAAAAUUUCAUGUUAGAUUAUUAUUCAAUUUGAUAAAAAUACUUGAAUAUUUAAUUCUCAUCUAUCGUUGAAUUAAAAAAAGAAAAAUAAUUUGUAUAAAAUUUUUUAAUGGAUAGAUAGCUUUUUUGUCGUGAUAAAAAUAAACUUGCCAGACUAUCAAUUUAUUUAUUGCCUUUUUUAAAAGUUGCAUUAAAAAAUUUGUGAAAUAUAAAUUAUUUAUCUUCAAAAGUAUUUAAUAUCUACAAAUAAAAAUUCAUCAAUCAGUAAAUUAAGUUGAAAUAUUUCAAUGAUAUUUUUACGAAUAUUAAAAAAUAAAAACAGUGGACCGAAAUAAUAAAAUAUCUAUAUGUACAAAAUAAGAUAUGUUUGAAUGAAAUUUUUUUAAAAUUUCAAUUGAUAUUAUUAAAUAAGAUUUCGUAAAUAUCUAGAAAUACAUAUAUAUUUUUUUCGUCGUAGUAAAUUUAUUUGUAAUUUAAAAUUGAAAACAAAAAUAUAUAUAUUUUAACUGCUUGGCUUUAUGGUCAAUUGUAUUUUAAAUUAUAAAAAAACAAAUUUUAAUAUUUUUUCUAUUAUUCAAAAUAAAAAUAAAUAAAAUUCCAUCAUUUUUUUUUUUUUUAUAAGACUCCAGUAUGUACGAGUAAUUAGUAUUUAUUUUUUCAAUAAUUUUUGAUAAAUAAAUUCUUCAAGCUAUGAUUUAAAUAAAACAAAAAAAAUCAUAUCAUGUUUUGAAAAUAUAAAAAUAUAUAUUUGUGUCUGAUUAUUUGUUUAUUCAAAAAUUAUUAAUAGAAAAUAAAAAUUAAUAUUACUCAAUUGACUUUGUAUUUUUAAAAAAUAAUAAAAAACUAAUUUUUUCGUAAUUAUAUAUUGAUAAUUAAAUUUUCAUACACAAUAUGUGUUUAAUUAGAUUCACAAAAUUUCUAAAAAAGCUAAGAUUAAUGUGAUAUUACUCUAUACUCUUCUAUUUCUAAUAACAAUUAAAUUUAUACAUAUAUAUUUUUGUCUUGUAUAAUGCCAUUUUAAAUAUCAUUUUAAAUUUCUUUACAUUUUUACUUCAACUAUAUAUAUUUAUCAUCAUCUUCUCAUAUCGAAAUUUAUUGUAAUAAAAAAAUUUUGUCAAAACAAAAAUUAACAUAAAAA
Aphidius gifuensis is the source of this 5057-nucleotide messenger RNA. Its product is annotated as LON peptidase N-terminal domain and RING finger protein 3. The record is from RefSeq and is a predicted model, not a curated record. Gene Ontology annotation, molecular function: protein binding. Bases 738 to 2987 code for a protein of 749 amino acids. NCBI's taxonomy places the organism in Eukaryota, Metazoa, Arthropoda, Insecta, Hymenoptera, Braconidae. The transcript has 9 exons.